This is a messenger RNA of Metopolophium dirhodum (rose-grain aphid), 4422 nucleotides long. RefSeq names its product ATPase family AAA domain-containing protein 2-like. The transcript is spliced from 19 exons. Gene Ontology annotation, cellular component: nucleus. The record is from RefSeq and is a predicted model, not a curated record. Gene Ontology annotation, molecular function: histone binding; ATP binding; ATP hydrolysis activity. Bases 591 to 4148 code for a protein of 1185 amino acids. NCBI's taxonomy places the organism in Eukaryota, Metazoa, Arthropoda, Insecta, Hemiptera, Aphididae. Gene Ontology annotation, biological process: positive regulation of transcription by RNA polymerase II.
CAGUUAUCCACUAUCCAAAGUUCCAGUCGUGUUCCACUGUUGUCCGUGCCAGGCUUCCAGCCUUCCUGGCCAGCUUGACGCUUGCUCUCUCACGGUCCUACGACUCACGAGUCUCACCCCGUCAAAAUCUAACCCUCUCACGACGGCCGCCGUCUCCUCACCCACUCGCUCGCAGUAGUGCAGCACCCACAGCGCGGCCGCUGGCUAUCGAAGUAUCGAACCGUUCCACUCGUCCCGUCGACGGCUCGCUCUCGCGGUGCUCUUAGAAAAGUGUACCGUGCUAUUAUUACUGCGACUCUGAACUUGCCAGUGUACACACCACUCGCUUUCUAGCCUGUCGUGCCGCGUCACAAGACCCAAAAUUCUCCUCCUCCGACACACUCGGCAUGCGACCUUUGACGUCGCCGUUCAACAGCGACCAGUCCGCAAACGCCUGACGUAGAAAUCCGUGUUCCAACUUGACGCCAAGGCGGGCCACCGCAGACGGACACGCGCCCUCUUGUCCGAGCGGCGUUGGCUACAACAAGUCAGCAACUGUGCUCCCUCAUCCCCGAACGGCCGGCGGUACCCCGUCGAACGACUAAUACAUAAUGAGAAACCGGAGCAGAUUUACUAGCCAAUCUGAUCAAUCAGACGAUCAAAUUUUUACACCGGUUGUACACACAAGGUCAAAAUUUUCAACUAUGCAUCAUACACGUGGAAGUAGUGAUCGUCAUGGAGGAGAUGAUUCAAACAACAUUGAAGGAACUAGAAGAAGUACCAGGAAACGAAAGUUAAAAUAUGAAAAUUAUAGUGAUACUUGGAUUGUUGGUUCUCAAGCACUUAAAGGUUAUCCAAAUAUGGUAAAUGAAGAAGGAGAUGUUGAACGGAGAAUUACCAGAAAUUAUAGAUUGAAACAAGAAGUAGAUGAUGAUGAAGAUGAUGAUGAAGAAGAUGAUGAUGCUAAUGCUGAGGCUGAUGCUGAUGCUGAUGACCAAGAAAAUGAAGAAGAAGAAACCAAUCAUAACUCAACAAUAAGUAUUAAACAAGAAAGUAAACAUGUGUCUGUUACAACUGAAAAUAAUGAUAGUCGUCCAAGAACAAGAAGAGCUGUAGCUGAAGCUAGUGACAAAUCCAAUGACCAAAAUGUCGAUAACGAAGAUUUGUAUACUCGUAUAAAACGCACACGAAAUAAAAAUCAACCUAAACCUAAUACUGCUACAGAACAAAGUAGCGAUGAAUCUAUGAGUUCUGAAGAGUUAAAUAAUUUGAAAUUUGAAGAUUAUUUAACAUCCAUUAAGAAGUUGAAUGGCAAAAAAAAAAGGAGGACUAUACGAUUAAAACAAUGCAGCAUCAGGCAAUCCAAUCGACCAAGGUAUUAUAGAUACAGUUUGCGCAAAGUUAAACCAAUGGUCCAAAGAUUUCAAAUACAUUCAGAAAAAAAUACAAGAGCUAUAAAAACUCCUUCAAAAAUGGUGAAUGGUCCGAGAAAACGUCGAUCUUCAUCUUCAUCUGAUUCAAGUUCUUCUGGUAUAUCUGAUAACGAUUUAGAAACAUCUGUCAACCAAACUCAAGUUAUUAAAAAACCCAAAGGUCAUACAAGAGAUGAUAAAAAUAAAAAUAAAACAUCUCUAGAAGAUAUCAAACCAAUUGUAGUAGACAGUGGUAUUGGUUUUCAUAAUAUUGGUGGUUUACAAGAACAUAUUGACUGUCUUCGAGAAAUGGUUGUUUUCCCAAUGAUUUAUAGAAAUGUUUUUGAAAUGUUUGAACAACAUCCUGCAAAAGGAGUGAUUUUCCAUGGACCACCCGGAACAGGCAAAACAUUACUUGCCAGAGCAUUAGCUAAUGAAUGUAGUAAAGGUGGACAAAAAGUAUCAUUUUUUGUGCGUAAAAGUGCUGAUGUAUUAUGCAAGUGGGUUGGUGAAUCAGAAAGACAACUUAGAUUACUUUUUGAUAAGGCAAAAGAAAUGAAACCUUCUAUUAUAUUCUUUGAUGAACUUGAUGGUUUAGUACCUGUACGUUCGGGGAAACAAGAUCAAGUACAUAAUAGUAUUGUUACUACCAUGUUGGCUAUGAUGGAUGGAUUAGAAAAUCGCGGUGAUGUCAUUGUUAUUGGCGCCACAAACCGUAUAGAUUCUAUAGAUCCUGCUCUUAGAAGACCUGGGCGAUUUGAUAAAGAGCUUUACUUUCCACUUCCAACAGACAAAGACAGAUUACAAAUAUUACGUAUUGUAACUAGCAAAUGGAAGAAUCUUCCUGAAAAUGAUAUACUAGUAAAACUAUCUGAAGAAACUGUUGGUUAUACAGGUGCUGAUUUGAAUUCUCUGUGUUCUGAAUCAGUAUUGCAGGCAUUAAAUCGUACAUAUCCACAAAUUUAUAAAACAUCAAAAAGACUACUCUUAGAUUUAGAUAAAAUUCUGGUAAAACUUGAAGAUUUUGAAAAAGCCAUGAGUAAAAUUGUACCAACCACUGAGCGGAACGUUGUGCUCAAUCCUAAAAAAUUACCAAGUAUUUACCGUCCAUUAUAUGAAAGUGUACUGGAGGAUUUUAUAUCCUAUAUAAAUAAAAUAUUUCCAGAACUCAAUUCACAAUCAAAUCAAAGACUGAGAGUAGCAAAAGCUCCUCGCCUUCUGGUUCACGGCUUAUCGGAUUCAAAAAAUGUUUUGGUUGUUCCAGCACUUCUACAGCAUUUUGAAAAUUGUUAUAGACAUACAUUAAGCUGUACAACAUUACAUAGCAAUUCAGCAUAUUCUCCCGAGGAAUCUAUUGUACAAAUUUUUAAAGAGCUUCCUAAACACCUUCCUGCAAUUUUAUUUAUUCCAAAUGUAGGUGAAUUUUGGACCAGUUUAACAUAUUCAUUACAAAAGCUGUUCUUAGAAUUAUUGGAUACAUUAGAUAUUACUCUUCCUGUGUUCAUAUUAGCAACAUCACUUUAUGAUUUUAAGGAUUUGCCAAAAGAAAUAUCAUACCUAUUUUUUGGUGAUAAACGAAAAUAUUCUAUUCCCAAUCCACCGGAAAAAGCUGUACAAUCGUUAUUUACUAUGUUACUGGAUAAAGCCCUUACACCACCUAUAAUAGUUAAUGAACAAUCAUUAGAAGAAUUACCUAUCGCUCCUAUACCUAGUCCUCCAAAACUAAGUGAAUCCGAAUUAAAAAAUAUUAUUUGUCAAGAAGAAAACACAUUAAGAGAACUCAGAAUAUUUUUACGAGAUAUUUGUGCCAAACUUGCUCGAAAUAAACAAUUUUUCAUGUUUACAAAGCCAGUUGACAUAGAAGAAGUACCUGAUUAUUUAGAUAUCAUCAAGGAACCUAUGGAUUUAGAAACUCUUAUGAGUAAAAUCGAUAAACAUAGCUACAUUUGUGCCAGAGACUUUUUAGAUGAUAUUGAUCUUAUUGUAAGAAAUGCAUUGGAGUACAACCCAGAUAAAAGUGCAGAAGAUAAACAUAUCAGACAUAGAGCUUGUUCUUUAAGAGAUAAAGCAUAUGCUUUUAUCAAAGCAGAAAUGGACUCUGAUUUUGAAGAUACUUGUCGGGAUAUUAGAGAUAAGCGCAAAAAGCGUAAUGCUACUGAGAUUGAACAAACUUGUGUUCCUGAUUUUGUACACACAAUUAAGAAAGAUCAAAUAGUAGACAAAGACGAUCAUAAUGAAGAUAAUAAUGGCAAGAGGAAAAAACGUCGUAAUAUGUGGCAAAAAGGUUUAACACCUAAGAAGAAAAAAUACUCAAAAAAUUCCAAAGAACAUGAUGAAAAUACAGCCAAUGAGAAUACUAGUAAUCCCACAAUUAAUGGAAUUGAAAUUCUUGCACCCGAUGAAAGUAGUAAUGAUAGCAACCAUUCUAUGGUGUGGGUGGACCGGUCAACUUCACCUAGUCCUACGCCUAAUGAAAGUAAUCAGCUAAAUUUGUCACCAAUCAUUCCCAAACAAGAACUUAAGAUUGAUAAGACCUUAUUUCGUGCAUUCAUAUGCAAAGAUAUAAUGCCAUUUUGGGAUGAAAUAGACGUUUAUAAUAUUGAUGAUGGAAUUGUUGAUUUGUUUUCCAUACUCGAUAAUAAAAUUAGUCAGUAUUUACAAAUAUGGGAUCGAUCCACCCUAGUUACGGAGUUAAAAGCAGAAUUUGAAGAAUUUAAGAUUCAAUAUAUUAAAGAGCUUGAAGAAAAAAAUGUAUAAAUAUGUCUUGCAUUUUACUGUAUCUAACUGCCAAAGACAUUUUUAGUUAAACAUCAUAUUACAUGGUAAAUUAGAUAUAUAUUUAAACUGUAUUAACUUUUUUUAUGAUACUGAUUCAGUUUUAUACUGCCAUUUUAUUUUAUAAUUUAUCUGAUUGAUUUUUUUUUUGUACCGAAAUAUUAAAUUUCAAGUUUCCAUUAAUAUAAACUUGUAACUAAAAUGUUGUUAUAAUCUUAGGCAUGUUAUAAUUUUAAAUAAACUAACUGUGAAUUAA